Molecule: messenger RNA, 2182 nt
Organism: Suillus subaureus
Lineage: Eukaryota; Fungi; Basidiomycota; Agaricomycetes; Boletales; Suillaceae
Product: isocitrate lyase
Exons: 6
Coding region: 397-2016 (539 amino acids)
Biological process (GO): carboxylic acid metabolic process
Molecular function (GO): isocitrate lyase activity
Source: RefSeq, a predicted model, not a curated record
GUGCCCUGAAUGAGCAAGCUUCAGUAGACCUUGUCAUGUCGGCCGAAUCAUUGCUCUGCUACACCAGAGGGUACAUGUGGCUCGCGGGGCAACAGCUUCGAGCGGGGUCGCUCCCGCUGAAAGUCCGUAUAACGCCGCCUGUGUACCCCGUGUUUCCGGACAUAGAGCGUAAUCACGAGCGAACAUUCAAGCCUAGUACAAUUUCGCUCCAUAGUACCGUUGUCAUCGGUAGUGUUGGAGUUAUGAUUUGGAUCAAUUUAGAUCAAGUGCUGUUGGCGGAAUCACAUGUCUCAUCCGUACCUCGCCGCUGAGCUUACUGACCCAUUGAAUAGAUUCACCUUUUAACGACAGUUUCAUAUUCCUGUCACCUUCAAUCAUCCUCCCAGUAUUACUGUCAUGGCAAACGCUGAGCGCGCCGCUUUCCAGGUUGAGGUCGCUGAGGUCGAACGGUGGUUCCAGAGCCCACGUUUCGCCAGAGUGAAGCGGCCAUAUACCGCUGCUCAGGUCGUCGCGAAGCGGGGUAGCAUUCCAAUCAAAUAUCCUUCCGAGAUUCAAGGAAAGAAGCUCUUCGCCCUGCUCUCCGAGCAUGCCAAGAAUGGUACACCAUCACACACAUAUGGGGCCCUAGACCCUGUACAGGUUACCCAGAUGGCCAAGUACCUUGAGACAAUUUAUGUUUCUGGUUGGCAAUCCUCUAGCACGGCUUCGUCUACCAACGAACCCGGCCCCGAUCUUGCUGAUUACCCCUCGAAUACGGUUCCUAACAAGGUUGAGCACCUAUUCAUGGCACAGCUCUUCCAUGACCGUAAGCAACGCGAAGCUCGUUCGAAUAUGUCCGAAGCAGAGCUUGCUGCGACACCGUUCAUUGACUAUCUCCGUCCACUCGUUGCCGAUGCUGAUACUGGACAUGGUGGCCUCACUGCGAUUAUGAAGCUUACAAAGAUGUUCGUCGAAAAAGGCACGGCUGGUGUUCAUAUCGAGGAUCAAGCACCUGGCACAAAAAAAUGCGGACACAUGGCAGGUAAGGUUCUUGUGCCCAUAUCUGAGCAUAUCAACCGCCUCGUUGCCAUUCGACUUCAAUACGACAUCAUGGGUGUAGAGAAUUUGGUCAUUGCACGGACCGAUUCAGAAGCCGCUACCCUGAUUACCUCAAACAUUGACGACCGUGACCACCCCUUCAUUUUCGGCUCCACAAAUCCGGAUCUUCCCCCUCUUGUGAACGUUAUGACAGAUGCCGAGAAUGCCGGAAAGUCUGGUGAUGGUUUGCAGGCGGUUGAGGACGCUUGGAUUGCGUCUGCGAACUUGCAGUUGUUCUCUGAGACCUUGGCUAAUGCCCUGUCCGCACAAGGUGCAUCGAAGGCUACCACGGAUCGAUUCAUCUCCCGUGUUGCGCACUCGUCAUACCCUCAAGCAGUGGUCAUUGCACAGAGAGAGUUUGGUCUCAAGUCCGUACCCUACUGGAACUGGGAUACACCUCGGACCCGGGAAGGGUUCUAUCGCUACCAAGGUGGCACCCAGUGUGCGAUCAAACGGUCUAUUGAGUACGCACCAUACGCCGAUGCCCUUUGGAUGGAAACAAAGAAACCGAUCUUGGCCCAAGCCCAGGAGUUCGCUCGCGGGGUCCAUGCUGCACGCCCAGGUCACUGGUUGGCAUAUAACCUCAGCCCUUCAUUCAACUGGGAAGCCGCUGGUUUGAAUAGCCAGGAUAUGAAAAAUUUUGUCUGGGAGCUGGGCAAACUUGGCUUCGUCUGGCAAUUUAUCACGCUCGGCGGCUUGCACUCCAAUGCAUACAUAAGCGACCUUUUUGCUCGCUCAUAUGCGAAGGAAGGUAUGAAAGCGUACGUGGAGAUUGUCCAGAGCAAAGAGCGGGAGAUUAGCUGUGAUGUCUUGACGCAUCAAAAGUGGAGUGGCGCUGAUUACGCCGAUAAUCUCAUAAAGACUGUGACCGGUGGUGUAUCGUCUACAGCAGCCAUGGGCAAGGGUGUCACCGAGGACCAGUUCAAGGCUAAACUGUGAUCUACGGCACUCACGAUCAUCUUAGAUUGAUCUUAAAAGACAUUCUACAAAUACAUCAGAAUUAACAUCUGUAUUGUUGUCCGGAACCAUUCCACGUCAGCUGUAGUUUUAUAUUUUUUACCAGUAGAACACAAGUACUUGCUGGAUUAUGCACUUCUUAUCGGCA